Effrenium voratum is the source of this 1952-nucleotide messenger RNA. The record is from the annotation of a GenBank genome assembly. Lineage: Eukaryota; Dinophyceae; Suessiales; Symbiodiniaceae.
GCUCUAGUUAGCAACGCAGAAUUGCCGAUGCUUGUCGAAGGACUGUGCGCCUCGGCAUCAUGCUGCGGAAGCUCUGGGGGAAAGAUGGUGAUGCUUUUAGCUCAGCAGAAGAGGCUGCAGUGACAAAACUGGCAUCGGCCCACAGCCGACUUGUCAUAGAAAGUGGCCGGGUGAAUACGAAGAGUGAGGCUGGAUUCAAUUCCUGCGCUUUAUUUCUGGAGGGCCUGGAUUCCACUUCAAGGGCUAUGCACCUUGAACCCGCUCCCAGGAAGUACCGAACAGCUUUCACAAUCAAUUAUCGAGCAUUGUUUCCGGACGAGGCGCGCAAUUAUCGAGUAGAUGUUCUGGAGGCAAGUGUGGAGCAAUACGCCGUGAUCUGGGUCAACGGCGACAAGUUCGAGUUCAGCGCAGAAGCCAUGCGCCGUGCAGAGGCUUUGCAACGGUGCCUGGCAGAUUUGGCAGCUCUGCUCGAGCGAUGGAUCUCGGAGCAGGCUCGGGCGAGCAGACCAUCAAGAUCUGAUAUGCACAAUGCACUUGUUUCUUUGGACGCAUCCUGGGCAAGCUUCGAGCACAAGUACAUCAUGGAGUUGAUUGAAAUUGAAGAGAAAGCAAGAAGACUCGUGGUUCAGGCCAUAGAGCGUGAAAAAAGUCUCCACUUGAUGGAGGACAGCAACCAAGAUCAGGCACUCUCCUCGCGGCCAGAAUAUAGGGAGGAACUGCGGCGCUUCGUGGCUUCGAUUGCCCACCUGAACUCCGUAGCCAAUGUUCGCCGCAAGGGCAGAGACGACUUGAGCAUGGAGGUGUUGUUGGAUGCAAUGCAGACGCUAUCUCGAUGCGAUGCAGAGAAAGGUGAGAAUUCGGAGAAGCUGGCGACUGCGCGCAUCCUUGCGAAGGACGUGCUGGAUUCCUUCGCCGCGAUGCGGGAAUACCUCCGGGAGGUCGGGCGCUGCCUUGAACGAGUUGACCCGCACCUCUGCAACAACGCGGGCCUGGUGGCGAGAUUAGUCGACUGGGAGGAGAGUUGGGAGGUUGGGACUCGUUACGUUCAGCAAGAGCGAAUGCUGAGUGCAGUCUGUGACUUGGUGGCGGAAAUUCGCUCAGCACAGCGGAUCGCUCCAGCCCUGGCACAAAUGUGCGAAGAAUGCGAUGUGGAGAUGUUUAUGGUCAUCCCUAGGAUGGCAUGGCUGAGAUGCCUGGACAAGCCGACACUUCUUGAGGGCUUCUUCAAAAGCCUUCUGCCACAUCGGUUUGGAGAGCCCAAUGGUGAGAUGCCUGAAAAGAAAGCGGAGCUGGACGCCUUUACCCAACAGUUCGCAGAUACAAAGGAGCUUCUAAUGGCAGCAAUGUCGCCCACUCAAGGCGGGCUGCUUCGAACAGGAGACUUUGAACGAGCAACUUGGGAGAUGCUUGUCAAGCGGAUAGUAAAUGGAGACAAUGGAAAGGACACAUACCAAUGGAUAUCUCCAAGCCUGAGAGAGCCAGCAGAGAAAGCAGUGGAGGAUCUCAUGCGAAACCUGGAAGCAUGGAGUAUGGAGCUUGCUCGACAUUGUCCAGAGGACUGGAAUCAAUGCUGUGGGAUUUUGGUGCAGUGCCUCUCUGGGACAGAAAAGGAAUCCACCAAAGGUCCGUUUCGUGUGUGAUCAAGUUUCUGGAUGCGAUUGAAUCGUGAGUCGACUAUCCACACAUUUGCUGUGCCUCCAAUUCGUUGCUCGCUGAAGCAUGACCCCAUACUUUGCCAGCCAAUUGAGUGAAUUAUGAGAUUUGCCCGACUGGCGCUUGUCCGACUGUCCUGAAUGUUCAUUGCAGCGCCGUGUGCAACUUUUCAUGCGCCAGUUUUCUAGCAUCCCUGGCAUGUCUUCACUUUGGUAAGGCAGCCUUGUUCCCAAAGGGACAAUUGGAAGACACACGCACAUUAUGGAUGUGUGCCCCUAGCGCAGGAAAGAUAGUUGGCU